Molecule: messenger RNA, 2730 nt
Organism: Rasamsonia emersonii CBS 393.64
Lineage: Eukaryota; Fungi; Ascomycota; Eurotiomycetes; Eurotiales; Trichocomaceae
Product: putative non-ribosomal peptide synthase
Exons: 8
Coding region: 1-2730 (909 amino acids)
Biological process (GO): biosynthetic process; secondary metabolic process
Molecular function (GO): CoA-ligase activity
Source: RefSeq, a predicted model, not a curated record
AUGUCCCUGCGAUACAUCACCGACCUCCUCGAGGUAGCGGCCAACAAGCAUGCUGCCCAUGGUGUCUCCGCAUACCCUCUCGGGGACCCAAAUUCCUGCCAUCGCUUGAAGCUCGGUCCUCCUCCUGCAUUUCGACAGCCAUCUGGACAACAUUAUCUGGUUCUGGGCCACUCUGUACGCCGGAUGUAUCCCGGCUAUGUCGACGCCGUUUGUGAGAAGCGAAGAACACCGCAAGCAGCAUCUCCUCCAUCUCCGGGAGCUGUUCGACAAUCGACCUUGCGGGACCAGUUUCCGGACGACCCCAUUCUCCGGCUGCGAGAGGUCGACUGCUUCCCUCGCUUGUCGGGAUCUGUUGGCGUCGUCCCGGCCAAACAGCAAGAUUUGGCCCUUCUGAUGCUGACGUCGGGGAGUACGGGACACGCGAAGGCCGUCUGCUUGACGCAUAGCCGAAUCCUCGCCGCCCUUGCUGGGAAGAGCUUGUGCCUUCCGGUGGAGAACCGAUUCGCGCUUCUGAACUGGAUCGGGCUCGACCAUGUCGCCAGUCUGGUCGAGAUCCACCUCCAGGCCAUGUUCAUCGGCGCGGAGCAAAUCCACCUGCAGCCCUCGGACGUCAUCGCGGACCCGUCACUGUUCCUGGAGAUGAUCCACCGUCACCGAGUCGGGAAAACGUCUGCGCCAAACUUCUUCCUGGAGAAGCUGCGGCGCUGGAUGGAAAGUCAGACGGCGCCCAGGGACUUUGAUCUGAGCUGCCUCCACUACAUCGCGUCCGGCGGCGAAGCGAACGUCGUCGAGACAUGUGACGCGGUUUCCCGGCUUCUUGUCCGGCACGGCGCCCCCAGGAACGUGAUCGUUCCGGGCUUUGGAAUGACAGAGACCUGUGCAGGAUGCAUCCACAACCGGAGCUGUCCGGAGUACGAUCUCGAUCGCCAACGUGAGUUCGCCUCGGUGGGACAAUGCGUCCCGGGCAUUGAAAUGCGUGUAUCGUCCUUCUCCGGGGACGGCACUUUGGCCCAGCCAGAUGAGCCUGGAAACCUGGAGGUGAGAGGCCCGAUCGUCUUCGCGAGGUACUAUCACAAUGAGGCCGCGACGAGCGAGGCAUUCACGUCCGAUGGAUGGUUCAAGACCGGAGACAUUGCGGUCAUUGAUCCUGCGGGCAAUCUGAGCCUCACGGGGCGGACGAAGGAGGUGAUCUCGAUCAACGGCGUGAAGUACCGGCCGCACGAGCUCGAGUCGGCCAUCGAAGACGCAAAUAUCGACGGGGUGACCCCGAGCUACACUGUAUGUCUUUCGCGCUGGCCGCCCGGAGCUCAGACAGAGCAGCUCUGCGUCAUCUACCUUCCGACCUACCCGCCAGACAAUGUCGAGGCGAGAGUCAAAGCCCUGGGUGCGAUUACCUGGACAAUGCUGCUGCUCACCGAUCCAGAAGGCGCUGGACAAGGGCGAGUACCAGAGUCACGAGGAGGCCAAUACGAAAAUGAUCCGGGCCUUCCAGAAGGCCAAACGGACGCAAACAGGAUGGAGCAGAUGCUUCUGGAGGAGUUUCAAGCCGUGUUUGACGAUGUCCCAGAAGAGGAACUGGGCGUCGACACGACCGUGUUCGAGAUGGGCAUCACGUCCGUCGAGCUCAUCCAGCUGAAGCAACGCAUCCAGGAGAAACUCGGUCUGGCCCAAGAGAUCCCGAUGAUCACGAUGAUGACGCUCGCUGGCAAGAGCGCUGGAAGACCUGGGGAAGACCCAGUCGGGUACGAUCCCGUCGUCACUCUUCAAUCGCAGGGGCAGAAAACUCCCAUCUGGCUCAUCCAUCCAGGCGUCGGAGAGGUCCUGGUCUUCAUCGGCCUCGCCCGGUUCAUCCAGGAUCGGCCCGUCCAUGCUCUGCGAGCCCGAGGCUUCAACCCGGGCGAGCCGUCCUUCCACGAUAUCGCCGAAUGCGUGGCCACCUACCACGCCGGCAUCAAGCGGAGGCAGCCCCAUGGACCAUACGCCAUCGCCGGAUACUCGUACGGGGCCAUGCUGGCCUUUGAGAUCGCCAAAGUCCUCGAGCGUGACGGAGACGAGGUCCGUUUCCUCGGCGCCUUCAAUCUUCCUCCGCACAUCAAACACCGAAUGCGCCAGCUGGACUGGAUGCAGUGUCUGGUACACCUGUCAUCUUUCCUCGACCUCAUCCCGGAGGACGCCACUCUCGCCCCGAAGCUCCAAGGUCUCUCCCGAGACGAGGCCGUCACACACAUCACCCGCAUGGCGGCGCCCUCUCGCAUGGCCGAGCUCUCACGGCCGACACGCUCCGGACCUGGGUCGACGUGGCAUGUGGGUUACUGGGCAUCGCCCGAGACUACGAGCCGAAUGGACAGGUCGAGAGGCUGGAUGUGUUUUACUGCAAUCCGCUGGCCAUCGUGGGGCUCAGCAAGGCGGAGUGGUUGGCCCAGCGUCUCAGUCGGUGGAACGAGUUCACCCGGACGGCGCCGAGGUUUCAUGAGGUGGAUGGCUCGCAUUAUACGAUGCUGGGGGCGGAACAUCGGUAGCUCAAUUCUGUAUAUGCAAGGGCUCUCAGAAUCUGUAUCCGGAUGGAUGGGAGAUUUAAGGGCAAGUCAUGGCGGCUAUAUGCCAUCCUUGUACCAGUACAUACAAGAUCCAUCAUCCGACCAUGUUACUCAGUACUACCUACCUAAUACUGUAACAAGCAAGAAAGUAAAAUUAGUAAUAAUGUACUGUACUGUACUGUACUGGACCUAG